AUGUCGCAACUAUUCCAACAAAAUGCCCAACUGAACGGACAUUUUGCCCUCAUAUUUAUCGACCAUGAGGGAAACCUUCGCCAGCAGAUAUCCCCUUCCAUCGCUGACAGUACCGAGACUAUUCUGUCUGCAGAUCUUAUCACGGAGUUUAUGAAAGCGGUCGCGCAAUCAAAUCAAGGUUGGCCAUCUACGCAAGCACUGGAAUCCGGGCAGCUCGAUCCCUACUCUAAUGUAAGCCAAGCUGCGCAUGGCCCGAGACUGGUUGGGACCGAGCAGGACCUAAGACUACAAUAUUACCCAAGCGCUGUUGUGUCGCCCCCAUCAAACUCCGCAUUCACAAGCCAAACAGAAGCCAGAUCAAAGGCAGAUUCACAACGGAAACAGAUUCCACGGAUUGAGAAACACAAUUGGUGUGCUCAAAUGACCACGGUAUCCGUUAAAGACAAGAUAGUUCUUCGACGAUACUACGAAAAGGUUUUCCAAAACCUACAACAAACGAAUUGUCGAGUGAUCGCAAAAGUCUAUGUGAAAGUCGUCGAGCCACGCAAACAAGCACAGUAUCCCUACAAUGGAAGGAAGCCUGUGGCGGGUGAAAUGCAACAAUUCAGUCCCGAAGAGACUAAGCCGCCAUGGUGGCCUAUCGGGGUGAGCCACCGAGAACCUGAUCAUCUCCUCAAGAAUGAACGCAUAGAACUCCUGGUCCACAUACUGUGCGACUUGCGCGCCAGUCAUGGCAUCACGGCAGAAAGGCUGAAGCACGCACAAGAAUGCGUGAAAAGGCAAAUUGUUCCUCCUGAACGACUGCAACUAUUGGACGAGCUUUAUCGCGUCAGAGAGCAAGAGGAGAAGCUAGAUGCAGGUGAAAUUACAGAUGGGAGUGCAGAAGUCUCUGUCUCACGAGCAAACCUGCCCGACUCAAAAAAAUGCAACGUUCAAGAUCAAAAAGCGAAUCGGGAUUCUCCAGCCCGUCAAAAGCAGCCAUACGAACAUGUCACCCAAAAUUUGGCCCAAUGUAGCCGACCAGAGGGAGAAAUGAUUUCGCUGAAAUUGACCACGGGUCCCCAUGCUACUGAACAGAGCCAUAUAGAGCAAAAUGGUCUCAUGAGCCCUGGAUUCGAAUCGCAAAGCCCAUCUUCGUCGCCUCGAGACCUGAAAAGAAAACGUUCAUCCUUUGAGCGGGGGGCGCUUCAAGCAUUGAGACACUCUUCCCUGGCAUAUGGAUCCUCGACGGUUUUUGCCCACCAGUUUCCAGUGCAAGACACGGCUGACGACUCAUUGGAUCUUGAGCAACAAAUUAAUUACCUCGCAUACUAUUCUUGGAUAAAUUCAUUCCAGAAUCACACAUAG
Molecule: messenger RNA, 1347 nt
Organism: Penicillium pulvis
Lineage: Eukaryota; Fungi; Ascomycota; Eurotiomycetes; Eurotiales; Aspergillaceae
Product: DUF2841 domain-containing protein
Exons: 3
Coding region: 1-1347 (448 amino acids)
Source: RefSeq, a predicted model, not a curated record